This is a messenger RNA of Diachasmimorpha longicaudata, 7873 nucleotides long. It is a transcript of the gene Alpha-spec, whose product is annotated as alpha Spectrin. The record is from RefSeq and is a predicted model, not a curated record. Gene Ontology annotation, molecular function: calcium ion binding; actin filament binding. NCBI's taxonomy places the organism in Eukaryota, Metazoa, Arthropoda, Insecta, Hymenoptera, Braconidae. The transcript has 6 exons. Bases 299 to 7597 code for a protein of 2432 amino acids. Gene Ontology annotation, biological process: actin cytoskeleton organization. Gene Ontology annotation, cellular component: cell projection; cell junction; cortical actin cytoskeleton.
UCAUACCAACAAUGUUUAUUUGUGAUUGGAUCCCCCCACUGUUUCUUUACAAAUCCCGGUGGAGGCGCUCAUAUCGGUUUCUCUCGCCUUCUGUCGGCUCCCGUUAGGCUCAGUUAUUCGUGCGCAGGCAAUUGCAGGCAACAGCGAGUGAUCAAUUACCGUGUUUGUGAAAGGACGCAGUCUUUGGAGAGUUUAUCGAUUCCCAGUUGCCCAGCCACGCCCGACGGCCAUUUUGGGGGCUUGAUUGUUGAGGAUAAUUCACUCGGGGACGUCCCCAACGUCCGCUAAUCGUCGAAAAAUGGAUCAAAUAACGCCGAAGGAGGUGAAGAUCCUCGAGAAUCCUGAGGACAUUCAGGAGAGGAGGGAACAAGUGCUUGGGAGGUACUCUAAUUUCAAGGCUGAGGCCAGGAGCAAAAGAGAUAAACUCGAGGACUCACGAAGAUUUCAGUACUUUAAGCGCGAUGCCGACGAGCUCGAGGGUUGGAUAUACGAGAAACUACAAGCAGCUUCCGAUGAAAACUACAAAGACCCAACGAAUCUCCAAGCAAAAAUUCAGAAGCACCAGGCUUUCGAGGCGGAAGUGGCAGCCCAUUCCAACGCCAUUGUCCUCCUGGACAACACAGGCUCUGAGAUGAUUGCCCAACAUCACUUCUCCAGCGAUCUCAUCAGAAAACGCCUGGAAGAGCUGCACCGUCUUUGGGAGCUCCUCCUCUCUCGUCUAGCAGACAAAGGACUAAAACUUCAACAAGCUCUAGUCCUGGUUCAGUUCAUUCGCCACUGCGACGAAGUGAUGUUCUGGAUUCACGACAAGGAAGCAUUCGUCACUACAGACGAAUUUGGCCAUGACCUGGAGCACGUUGAGGUACUCCAACGAAAGUUCGACGAAUUUCAGAAGGACAUGGCGAGUCAGGAGUACAGAGUAACUGAAGUGAACGAGCUGGCGGACAAGCUUCUGCUUGAUGGCCACCCAGAGCGCGACACAAUCUUGGGCCGAAAGGAGGAACUGAAUGAAUCCUGGCAGAGGCUCAAGCAAUUGGCAAUCCUACGACAGGAAAAGCUCUUCGGAGCUCACGAAAUCCAGAGAUUCAACCGAGAUGCCGAUGAAACAAUGACUUGGAUAGCCGAGAAGGAUGUGGUGUUGUCAUCUGACGAUUUUGGUAGAGAUCUGGCCAGUGUCCAAACCCUCCAACGAAAGCACGAGGGAAUUGAACGAGACUUGGCAGCUCUGGAGGAUAAAGUUGCUACCCUUGGGGCUGAGGCAGAUCGUCUGGCUGCUAUCCAUCAGGCAGACCAUUCCCAGCAGAUUCAAGCGAAGAGAGCAGAGAUCCUGGCCUCUUGGGAGAGCCUCACUGCCAAAGCAAAAGAACGUAGAUUUAAACUGGAUGAGUCGUACUAUCUUCACAGAUUCCUAGCUGACUUCAGAGACCUUGUCUCGUGGAUGAAUGACAUGAAAGCUAUUAUCUCUGCUGAUGAACUUGCUAAGGAUGUAGCGGGAGCUGAAGCUCUUCUGGAAAGGCACCAGGAGCACAAGGGGGAGAUCGAUGCUAGGGCUGACAGCUUUGACGCUGCAACUCUCGCUGGAAACAAACUCCUCGAGCGAAAGCAUUAUGCAGCUGAGGAGGUGGCCAGGAAACUUGAUUCUCUCGCUGAGGACAAAUCGAGUCUUUUGGCUCUCUGGGAGCAGAGGAGAAUUCUCUACGAACAGUGCAUGGAUCUUCAGCUAUUCUAUAGGGAUACUGAACAGGCUGACGCCUGGAUGGCCAAGCAGGAAGCCUUCCUGGCUAAUGAGGACUUGGGAGACUCCUUGGACAGUGUUGAAGCUCUGAUCAAAAAGCACGAAGAUUUCGACAAGUCCUUGGCUGCUCAAGAGGAGAAGAUUAAGGCCCUCGAUGAAUUCGCUGGUAAGCUGAUCGAGGGGGAGCAUUACGCUGCUGAUGAUGUUGCACAACGAAGGCAAUCCCUCCUUCAGAGACGAUCAGUUCUGUUGGUGAACUCGGCUGAGAGAAGACGAAAGCUCGAAGACGCCUACAAGCUUCAACAGUUCGAGAGGGAUUGUGACGAGACCAAGGGCUGGGUGAACGAGAAACUGAAGUUUGCGACUGAUGACAGCUACCUAGAUCCCACAAAUUUGAAUGGCAAAGUUCAGAAGCAUCAGAACUUUGAACAGGAGUUGAACGCCAAUAAGACCAGAAUGGAGGAGAUGGUGUCCAUUGGACAGGAACUGAUUGACAGCAAUCACUAUGCGAGUGAGAGGAUAAAAUCCAGGAUUGAUGAGAUUGUGUCUCUUUGGGAGAGUCUUGCUAGAGCCACAGAGAAGAAGGGAACGAAAUUGCAAGAGGCAUCGCAGCAGCAGCAGUUCAAUAGAACUGUCGAGGACAUCGAGCUCUGGUUAUCUGAGGUCGAAGGACAACUCAUGAGUGAGGAUUAUGGAAAAGACCUGACGAGUGUCCAAAAUCUCCAAAAGAAACAUGCACUCCUGGAGGCUGAUGUUGGGUCUCAUGCUGACAGAAUUGACAGCAUUGCCCAGGCGGCUGAGCAAUUUGUCAGUUCGGGCCACUUUGAUGCUGAGAACAUCAGGUCUAAGCAGGAGCAGUUGGGUGGUCGUUAUGCUGCUCUACAACGUCCCAUGAGCAUCAGAAAGCAGAGGCUUUUGGAUUCUCUUCAGGUCCAGCAGCUCUUCAGAGAUAUCGAGGACGAGGAGGCUUGGAUUAGGGAGAAGGAGCCCGUAGCUGCCUCCACCAACAGAGGCAGGGAUCUCAUUGGUGUACAGAAUCUCCAGAAAAAACACCAAGCAGUUCUCGCUGAGAUCAAUAACCACGAGCCCAGGGUGGCAGCUGUCUGUGAGGCAGGAUCAAAGAUGCUAUCAGAUGGACACUUUGCUGCUGAUGAGAUUGGCCAGCGUUUGAGUGCUCUAGACGAACACUGGUUACAGCUCAAAGAGAAGGCCCGUCAAAGAAAGAUUGAUCUCGACGACUCUCUCCAAGCGCAUCAGUACUUUGCUGAUGCCAAUGAGGCUGAGUCCUGGAUGAAGGAGAAACGUCCGAUCGUCAUGAACAAUGAUUAUGGAAAGGAUGAGGACAGCUCAGAGGCUUUGUUGAAGAAGCACGAGGCACUUGUCAGUGAUCUUGAGGCCUUCGCCAGCACCAUUGGUGCUCUGAGAGAGCAGGCUGCUGCUUGCAGACAGCAAGAAACACCAACUGUCGACAUUGCUGGGAAGGAAUGUGUUGUGGCUCUUUACGAUUAUGCUGAGAAAUCCCCUAGGGAGGUAUCCAUGAAGAAAGGAGACACCUUGACACUGUUGAACUCCAACAACAAAGAUUGGUGGAAAGUCGAGGUGAACGAUCGUCAGGGCUUUGUUCCUGCGGCUUACGUGAAGCGAGUUGAACCGGAGGUUGGUUUGUCUGCCUCGCAACAAAAUCUUGCACGUGAACAGAGUUCAAUAGCAGCCAGGCAAGCGCAGAUCCAGGGACAGUACGACGAUCUUCUUCAGUUGGCUCACGAGCGUCAGAACAAGCUCAAUGAAACAGCCAAAGCUUAUGUUCUCGUCAGAGAAGCUGCAGAAUUAGCCACCUGGAUCAAAGACAAGGAGAAUCAUGCGCAGGUACAGGAUGUCGGUGAGGAUUUGGAACAGGUGGAGGUCAUGCAGAAGAAAUUCGAUGACUUCCAGGCGGAUCUCAAGGCCAAUGAAGUCAGGCUUGCAGAGAUGAAUGAGAUCGCUGUGCAGUUGAUGAGUCUUGGACAGACUGAAGCUGCCCUCAAGAUCCAGACGCAAAUACAGGACUUAAAUGAGAAAUGGACGAGUCUGCAGACAUUGACUGCUGAGAGAGCUAAUCAGUUAGGCUCAGCUCAUGAGGUUCAACGCUUCCACAGGGAUGUCGACGAGACGAAAGACUGGAUUCGUGAAAAGGAUGCGGCACUCAAUAAUGAUGAUCUUGGAAAGGAUCUCAGGAGUGUUCAGGCGCUUCAGAGGAAGCACGAGGGAUUGGAGAGAGAUUUGGCAGCUCUUGGGGACAAAAUCAAGCAGCUUGAUGAGACGGCUAAUAGGCUGAUGCAAUCACAUCCUGACACUGCUGAGCAGACGUACGCCAAGCAAAAAGAGAUCAACGAAGAGUGGACACAGCUGACUGCUAAGGCCAACUCCAGGAAAGAGAAACUCCUGGAUUCUUAUGAUCUUCAGAGAUUCCUCAGUGACUACAGGGAUCUGAUGGCUUGGAUCAAUUCUAUGAUGGGACUGGUCGCUUCGGAGGAACUGGCGUCUGAUGUCACUGGAGCUGAAGCUCUUCUUGAACGUCAUCAAAAUUACAGAUCGGAAAUUGACGCGAGAUAUGGAAUCCUCGAGGAGCACAGAACAGAGGUUGAUGCUCGUGCAGGCACAUUCCAAGCCUUCGAACUAUUUGGUCAGCAGCUACUGCAGUCCUCUCACUAUGCAAGUGUAGAAAUCCAGGAGAAACUCGAGUCGAUGGCCGAAGCCAGACAAGAGUUAGAAAAAGCUUGGAUUCAGCGACGAAUGCAAUUGGACCAGAAUCUCGAGCUUCAGCUCUUCUGUCGUGACUGCGAGCAAGCUGAGAACUGGAUGAGUGCACGCGAGGCCUUCCUGAGUAGUGCAGACGCAGUUGACAGCAGUGAUAACGUUGAAGCCUUGAUUAAAAAGCAUGAGGACUUCGACAAAGCCAUCAAUGCUCAUGAGGAGAAAAUCGCAGCUCUCCAGACGCUUGCUGAUCAGCUGAUCGCUGCUGAGCAUUAUGCAGCUAAACCAAUUGACGAUAGACGUUGCCAGGUGCUCGACCGUUGGAGACAUUUGAAGGAUGCCUUGAUUCAGAAGCGAUCAAAGCUCGGGGAAUCCCAGACUCUUCAGCAAUUCUCUCGUGACGCUGAUGAGAUGGAGAAUUGGAUAGCUGAAAAACUUCAACUGGCGACUGAGGAAAACUACAAAGAUCCAGCCAACAUUCAAUCCAAGCAUCAGAAGCAUCAGGCAUUUGAGGCAGAAUUGGCAGCCAAUGCUGAUAGAAUCCAAUCAGUCCUGGCAAUGGGUGGAAAUCUCAUUGAGAAACAUCAGUGCGCUGGAUCUGAGGAUGCUGUCCAAAAAAGAUUGGCAUCAAUCGCUGACCAGUGGGAGUAUCUCACCCAGAAGACGACUGAGAAGUCUUUGAAAUUGAAGGAAGCCAACAAACAGAGAACCUACAUUGCAGCUGUCAAGGAUUUGGACUUUUGGCUGGGAGAAGUGGAGAGUCUUCUGACAUCUGAAGACGCUGGCAAGGACUUGGCUUCUGUUCAGAAUCUUAUGAAGAAGCAUCAGCUGGUGGAGGCUGAUAUCCAGGCUCAUGAGGAGCGUAUCAAGGAUAUGAAUGCACAGGCUGAUUCAUUGAUUGAGAGUGGACAAUUCGAUGCUGCUGGUAUUCAGGAGAAACGCCAGAGUAUCAAUGAAAGAUAUGAGAGAAUCAGAAAUCUUGCAGCUCAUCGUCAGGCCCGUCUUAACGAGGCAAACACCCUUCAUCAGUUCUUCAGGGAUAUCGCUGAUGAGGAGUCCUGGAUCAAGGAGAAAAAACUUCUUGUAGGUUCUGACGAUUAUGGAAGAGAUCUUACAGGUGUUCAAAAUUUGAAGAAGAAGCAUAAGAGACUGGAGGCCGAGCUGGGAAGUCAUGAGCCUGCCAUUCAGGCAGUUCAAGAGGCUGGUGAGAAGCUCAUGGAUGUUUCUAAUCUGGGAGUUCCUGAGAUUGAGCAAAGAUUGAAGCUUUUGAAUCAGGCCUGGGCGGAGUUGAAGCAGUUGGCAGCUACUCGGGGUCAGAAACUCGACGAAUCACUGACCUAUCAGCAAUUUUUGGCUAAAGUUGAGGAGGAAGAGGCCUGGAUCACUGAGAAGCAACAGCUCCUCUCUGUGGAGGACUAUGGUGACACCAUGGCUGCUGUUCAGGGUCUUCUCAAGAAGCAUGAAGCCUUUGAAACCGAUUUUGCUGCUCACGGAGAACGGUGCAAGGACAUCUGCGAGGCGGGUGAGUCUCUCAUCAAGGCUGGUAAUCAUCGGGCCGAUGCCAUUGGUCAGAGGUGCAAUCAACUUCGGAAUAAGUUGGAACAGCUUGGGGCUUUGGCCACCAGAAGGAAGACUCGGCUCAAUGAUAAUUCCGCUUAUCUUCAGUUCAUGUGGAAGGCCGAUGUUGUUGAGUCCUGGAUCGCUGAUAAGGAGACUCAUGUCAGGUCUGAGGAGUUUGGAAGGGAUCUCUCAACUGUGCAAACAUUAUUAACCAAGCAAGAGACCUUUGAUGCUGGACUACAUGCCUUUGAACAUGAGGGCAUCCAGAAUAUCACGACAUUGAAGGAGAGACUAGUGGAUGCAGGUCAUGAACAAACUGCUAACAUCCAGAAGAGACAUGCUGAUGUUAUCACUCGUUGGCAGAAACUUCUCGCGGACUCUGAUGCUAGAAAACAAAGACUUCUUCGCAUGCAGGAUCAGUUUAGGCAGAUUGAAGAGCUAUACCUUACAUUCGCGAAGAAAGCAUCAGCCUUCAACUCGUGGUUCGAGAACGCCGAGGAAGAUCUGACCGAUCCUGUUCGUUGCAACAGUAUCGAGGAGAUUCGAGCCCUGAGGGAAGCCCACGCCUCCUUCCAAGCCAGUCUGUCCUCUGCUGAGGCAGAUUUCCAAGCCCUGGCUGCCCUUGAUCGCCAGAUCAAGAGCUUCAAUGUCGGGCCGAACCCCUACACCUGGUUCACGAUGGAGGCAUUGGAGGACACCUGGAGGAAUCUUCAGAAGAUUAUCAAAGAGAGGGAUGUCGAGUUGGCAAAGGAGGCUCAGAGACAGGAGGAGAACGACAAAUUGAGGAAGGAAUUCGCUAAGCAUGCGAAUGCCUUCCACCAGUGGCUGGCGGAGACCAGGACUUCUAUGAUGGAGGGAUCUGGCUCUCUCGAGCAGCAGCUGGAGGCGACCAAGAGAAAGACUCAUGAGGUUCGCGCCCGCAGACAGGACCUCAAGAAGAUCGAAGACUUAGGGGCUAUCCUCGAGGAGCAUCUGAUCCUCGACAAUCGUUAUACUGAACACAGCACUGUGGGUCUUGCUCAGCAGUGGGAUCAAUUGGAUCAACUGGGUAUGAGGAUGCAGCAUAAUUUGGAGCAGCAAAUUCAGGCGAGAAACCAGUCUGGAGUGUCUGAGGAUGCCCUCAAGGAAUUCUCCAUGAUGUUCAAACACUUUGAUAAGGACAAGAGUGGAAGACUCAAUCACCAAGAGUUCAAAUCUUGCCUGAGGGCUCUGGGAUAUGACCUGCCUAUCUUCGAGGAGGGCCAGCCUGAUCCUGAAUUUGAAAAUAUACUGGAUAUUGUGGAUCCCAAUAGGGAUGGCUAUGUCUCCUUACAGGAGUACAUGGCAUUCAUGAUCAGUAAGGAGACUGAGAAUGUCCAGAGCUCGGAGGAGAUUGAAAAUGCCUUCAGGGCCAUCACUGCUGCUGAUAGGCCUUACGUCACUAGAGAGGAACUCUACGCUAACCUUACGAAAGAGAUGGCCGAUUACUGCGUUGCACGAAUGAAACCCUUCGUCGAUCCCAAAAACGAACGACCAAUUACAGGAGCCCUGGACUACAUCGACUUCACUCGUACACUUUUCCAGAAUUAAUCGCACUACUUCUUCGAGAAAUAUGUAAUAAUUAUAUACUCAUGCUUAAAUUAUUAUUCAUUCAUGCGUAUACUGUACGACUAUUAUAUUCAGACCACUGCAAGCUUCCUCUAAUAUUUUACAACAAAAAAAAAAUUUCAUAAGUUCUUAUAUUACAACUUUAUUGUUGAUUUUGCUUGCGGUGUUAUUUGAAAAUGCAUGGUUUCCAUUGGAAUACUUGUCAUUGCAAUAGAUCUUCACUGUAGAGAUGAUAUAAAUAACCGUUACUCAACAAAA